Messenger RNA from Carassius gibelio (silver crucian carp), 8275 nucleotides. RefSeq names its product lipoxygenase homology domain-containing protein 1-like. Lineage: Eukaryota; Metazoa; Chordata; Actinopteri; Cypriniformes; Cyprinidae. Bases 200 to 7477 code for a protein of 2425 amino acids. The record is from RefSeq and is a predicted model, not a curated record. The transcript is spliced from 41 exons. Gene Ontology annotation, molecular function: protein binding.
CGCUGAGCACAGUAAUUAUUCAUGAGCUCGGCGCUGCACCGCGGGACCUGCGCGAGAGAGCCUCCAGCUCCGAGCUGAGGCCCUGCUCCAGCUGCAUCCAGGGGCCCAUCGACCGGCGCGGGUCAGACGGUGACACCUUACACCGCAGACGGCGAGGAAACACUCACCUUCACCCUGCCACACUCCAGAUAAAUAAAAGAUGCCCACAAAAGAGAAAAAAACGAAAGAAACCGAAGAAAGUGAUGACGAAGGAGAGGAGAAGGAGCCAACGGUGACAGGAAAGAGUAAGAGGGACUCAAAAACGAGACAGAAGAGCUCCGAGAACAAGACAGAAAGCACUGAGACACUGACAGAGAAGAGAAAAAAGAGCCAAUCUGUGAAAGAGAAAAAGAAAAAGAAGAAAAAGGAAGAUGUUGAGGUGACAGAGAAUGACAACGGGACGGAUGAGCAGAACAACAAUGAGCCCAUCAGCAAAGAAAAACACACCUCAAACGAGAAACGGGAGGUAAGGAAAGAGAAGAAAAAGAAGAGUAAACCAUCCGAAAGCAAAGAAGGACAAGAAGACAUGGGGUCCAAGGAGAAAAAGAGCAAAGACGGCAAGAAAAAGAAGAAGUCGGCAGAGGAAGAGGAGGAUGAGGAUGCUGUGCAGGAGGAAGCUGAGGAAGAAGAGGAUAAGAAGAAGAAAAAAAAGGAUAAAAAGAAAAAGAAGGGCUCCGACAGCGACGAGGAAAAGAAAUCGAAGAAAGGGAAGAAGUCAAAGGUCAAACAGGUGGAUUAUGCUGAGGUCUACCAGGAAGAGCUGGUGAACUAUCACACGGAGGAAUCAGAUGAUCAAGAAGAUGAAUUCAACAAAAAGAAAGUGUACGAGGUGGUGACAGUCACAGGUGAUGUUAAAGGAGCUGGGACUGAUGCUAAUGUGUUCGUCACCUUGUUUGGGGAGUUUGGAGUGACUCCCAAAGUUCACCUGGCCAGCAAGAGCAGAACAGCCUUUGAAAAGAACAAGACUGACGUCUUUCGGAUCAAAACACACAAUGUUGGGCCAAUAAAGAAAAUUAGAAUCGAGCAUGAUAACACGGGCAUGAGUGCCAGCUGGUUCCUGGACCGGGUCAUCGUGACUGACAUGAACAGGCCACACCUCCGAUUCUUUUAUGCCUGCAACAAUUGGCUGAGCAGAGACGAGGGGGACGGACUUACUGUCCGAUAUCUGCUGGGCAGCCUGAACCCCAUGGACAUCCCAAAACAAAACAAAUACAUAGCCAGUGUCUUCACAAUGGAUGCUAAAGGCAGUGGGACAGACGCUGAUGUCUACCUCAAUAUUUUUGGAGAAUUUGGGGAUACAGGAGAACGGAAGCUGGCCAGUGAUGGAAAGGACAAUUUUGAGCGCGGUAAUGAAGACAAAUUCACCAUCGAAGCACCAAAUCUGGGCAGACUUCGAAAAAUCACCAUCGGACAUAACAACAAGGGGUCGUCUGCUGGCUGGGCGUGCGAUAAAGUUGUAGUAGAUGACAUGGGGAAUAAAGAGGUUUAUGAGUUUCCGGUCAAUGCCUGGUUUGACAUCUCAGAAGGAGACGGCAAAAUACAAAGAGAUGUGCUUGCCGGAGCCACACAGCCAAUGGGUAAGAGCAAAUGUGCGUGUUUGUUUAUUAGAAUAAGUGCACUUGAUUCAAACUUACUUGGAUUUGUUUGGUUGUGUGUGUGUGUGCGUGAAGCGAUUGUGUAUAACGUACAGGUGAUGACGGGAGAUAUUCGUGGAGCCGGAACUAACUCUAAGAUCCACUUUGUCAUGCACGGUCAUAAGGGAAUUAAGAACAGCGGUAAGUUGUUCCUGGAGGGCGGCACGUUUGAGCGCGCUCAGAUCGACAUCUUUAACGUGGAGCUGCUGGAGCUGCUCAGCCCGCUCAGCAGAGUCACGAUCGGACACGACAACGCUGGGAUCAGCUGCGGCUGGUAUUGCGAAAAGGUGACGGUAUACUGCCCCUUCACAGGUUUAGAGCAGGUGUUUCCCUGCGGCAGGUGGCUGGAUGAAGAUGAGGGUGAUGGACUGGUGGAGCGAGAACUGUAUGAGAUGGUCUCACUCAGACAGAAAAAGCAAAAGAAAUUGCCCUGGUCUCUGUGGAUCUGGACAUCUGAGAUUAAAGGUGCUGGCACAGACGCCCAGGUGUUCCUGCAGGUGUACGGGGAGACAGGCAAGAGCGACCAGAUGAAACUCGAGAGUAAAUCGGACAGUUUUGAGCAGGGACAGUGCGACAAAUUCAUUAUUGAGAUGCCCGAUAUCGGAAAGAUACGCAAGGUGAGAAUCUGGCACGAAAAGAGGAAUCCUUUCUCUGGCUGGCACCUUGGCAGGGUGACAUUGAUGAAGACCCUUACUAGGGAGAAAUACUCAUUUGUUUGUAACCGUUGGUUGGACAUCAAUGAAGAUGACAACGAGAUCAUUAGAGAGCUGCCAGCUACCGGAAAACUUGUGCCAGAACCAUUACCACUUAUUAAAUAUCGUGUGACGAUUUGCACGGGAAACAUCAGCGGAAGUGGGACAGAUGCCAGUGUGUAUUUAAACAUCAUUGGUGACUUGGGAGACACCGGAGAGCGUCUGAUGUUCAUGAGCAAAAACAACGCCAACAAGUUUGAGAAAGGAAACCAUGAUGAGUUCCUGGUAGAGGCGGUCACACUGGGACAGAUCAGGAGGGUUCGGAUUGGUCAUGACGGACGAGGCGGAGGAUGUGGUUGGUUCCUGGAUAAAGUUAUGGUCAGAGAGGAGGGACAACCUGAGGCGUCAUCCAUCGAGUUCCCAUGUUACAGGUGGCUGGAUCGUAAUGAAGACGACGGGCAGAUUGUAAGAGAGUUAGUCCCUACUGAUGAUGGUCAGCGUUUGUUCACUGUUGGUUAUCACAUUGCGAUAAAGACGGGCAGCAUUAAUGGUGCCAGCUCCGAUUCGAAGGUGUUCGUAAAGCUGUACGGAGAGAAAGGUGACACCAACAAGAUGCUGCUGGUCGUCUCCGAUAACGACCUGGGCAACUAUUUCGAGACGGCACAGACGGACAUCUUCACCAUAGAGACCUUUGACAUUGGCAAGAUAAACCGGAUGCUGAUUGGUCAUACUAACGAGGGUCUGCGAGCCGGUUGGUUCCUGGACAGCGUUCAGAUCUGGGUGCCGGUGCACGGGGUGCAGUACAUGUUCCCCAGUCACCGCUGGCUCUGUAAGGACGAGGCUGAUGGGAAGGUGGAGGUGGAAAUCUAUCCAAGUGAGACACUGGAGAUAGAGAAAUUGAUCAAUUAUGAAGUUACUGUGGUGACAGGAGACGUGUGGGCCGGAGGAACGAAUGCAAACGUCUUCCUGCAGAUUUACGGUGAGGAGGGGAAAACCGAACUAAUUCAGCUGAAGAGCCGAUCCAACAACUUUGAGAGAGGAACCACUGAGAUCUUUAGGAUCGAGGGCCUAGAUGUGGGACGGGUCUAUAAGAUCCGAAUCGGCCAUGACGGCUCGGGAAUAGGAGCUGGAUGGUUCCUGGAGAAAGUGGACAUUAAACGGCUGGUCAUGGCGAUGGUGAAACCAGAGAAGAAAGAGGAGGACAAGAAAGACAAAAAGAAGAAAAAGAAGAAAAAGGAGGAAGAAGAAGAAUCGCCAGGUGAACUAAAGGAGGUUGUUCGAACUUUCAGCUUCCAAUGUGGCCGAUGGCUCGCUCGUGAUGAAGAGGAUGGAGAGAUACUCGUGGAGCUGCGUGCUGAAGAUUACGAAGAUCUGGAGGAGAAUUCAUACGAGGUUCACGUGUUCACUGGGGAUAUGCUGGGGGCCGGAACCGAUGCGAGUGUUUUCAUCAACAUCUACGGAGAAAUGGGCGACACAGGCGAGAGAAAACUACGCAAGUCAAACCACCUAAACAAGUUUGAGCGCGGACAGGAGGAUGUGUUCACCAUCACUGGGAUGGAUCUGGGGUCCUUGAAGAAACUGAGGAUACGUCAUGACAACAAGCAGGCGAAUGCUGCCUGGUAUCUGGACCGCGUCGAGAUCUUUGAUGCAAAAGAUGAAACCAUGUAUUUUUUCCCCUGUCAGCGGUGGUUGGCGGUUGAUGAAGAUGACGGGCAGCUGGGCCGUGAAUUAGUGCCAGUAGAUGAGGCUUUCAUGAGAAGAGAUGAAGACGAAGAAGAGGAGUCAUCACCUGCUCAACUCGGACUAGAGCAAAAAGCCAUGUCAACCACGUUCACAAUGAGAGUAAAAACAGGGGAGAAGAAGAACGCCGGCACAGAUGCAAACGUUUAUGCUAUUCUCUAUGGAACCAAAGAUGACACUGGUAUCAUUAAUCUAAAGGCGUCUAAGAACCAUAGGAACAAGUAUGAGUUGGGACUGAUUGACGAGUUCACCAUAGAGGCAGUGGACAUCGGAAAACUCAAGAGAAUGUGUAUCGGACACGACAACGCAGGUGUUUCUCCAGGCUGGUUUCUGGACUGGGUAGAGAUCGAUGCUCCGUCUCUGGGUCAGCUGCUGCGCUUUCCAUGUGGCCGCUGGCUGGAUAAAGGAAAAGACGAUGGUGCCAUUGUCAGAGACCUGUACCCUAAUGAACUGCAGACAGUACUAUACACACCCUUUGUUCCCUAUGAAAUCAAAAUCUUCACCAGUGAUAUAUUUGCUGCGGGAACGGACGCAGACGUCUUCAUCGUCCUGUACGGGCAGAACGGAGUGAGUACGUCUCAGAAGUCUCUCUGCGUCAAUAAGAGAGAGAGGAGGAUGUACUUUGAACGAGGGGCGGAGGACAUGUUCAUUGUGGAGUUGGAGGACAUUGGCGAUAUCAUUGAGAAAAUCCGUAUCGGUCACGAUAAUCGAGGGGUGAAUCCUGGCUGGCAUUUAGACCGUGUGGAAAUUCGCCGACUUCUCCGGAAAGGGAAGGGCUCUGAGACCACAAUAUUCCCGUGUGAGGGAUGGUUGGCUCGUUCGGAGGAGGACGGUGAGACGAUUCGAGAGCUGGUGCCGUCUGACAUCAUCGUGGAGAAACUUUCACGAGACGGGACCCUCAAAGUCAUCGAGACAGAGGUGGACGACGCACUGGAGAUACACACAUAUACAGUGAUGGUGACCACGGGGGAUGUGUACGGAGCAGGAACCGAUGCCAAUGUGUUCAUCACUCUUUAUGGAGACAUGGGCGACACUGGAGAACGCAAACUCAGCAAGUCUGAGAACAGCAACAAGUUUGAGAGAGGAUCGGUGGACACAUUCACUCUGGAGGCCGUGGAUCUGGGCCAGGUGUUCAAGAUCCGCGUUCGCCAUGACAACAGCAUGCUGAGUGCUGAUUGGUACCUGGAACAGGUGGAAGUGGCAGACCAAGAUACGGAGGAAGUGUUUCUGUUUUUGUGUGAGCGAUGGCUUUCGAGAAAGAAGGAGGACAGACGGAUCGACAGGGUGUUCUAUGUUAAGGGGUAUGAGGGAGAGCGAGAGACUGCCUUCUGUCCAAUUAAAAAAGUGACAAAUCUGGACAGCAACAUGAACAAGAAAAACAAGAAACGGCAUUCAGAAGAAGAAGAAGACGAGGAAGGAUCGUUGAUUCCCUACCACUUCUCGGUGACGACGGGUUGGGAUCGGGAUGCUGGGACGAGUAGCAGAGUAUAUGUCAUCAUCAUAGGAAAGAAGAACAAAAAGACAGAUCGCCUCUGGCUCGACUCGGAUUGGAAAAACAGAUUCCUGCCUGGAUCCUUGGAUUACUUCACCUGCUAUGGAACUGAUGUUGGCGACAUCAAGAAAGUGGAAUUGGGUCAUGAUGGGGCGACUCCAGAGAGCUGCUGGUUAGUGGAGGAGCUGACGGUUGAUGUGCCGACUAAAGCAGUGCGCUACGUGUUUCCCUGUAAAUGCUGGUUGGCCAAAGACAGAGGAGACGGACUCACUGCCCGUUUCUUUGAUGUACAGGAUGCAGAACCUGUCAACAUCCCACAGAAGGUGAUCUAUGAGGUAACGGUGAUAACAGGAGAUGUCCAGCACGCAGGUACAGACAUACAGAUCUACAUGACUGUGUUUGGAGUCUACGGCACAUCUGAGGAAAUGCUGCUGCCAAAGUUAGAGGACAGGUUUGAACGGGGGCAGACGGACACAUUCAAUCUGGAGAUUGAGGAUAUCGCUCCUUUGAGAAAGAUGAGAGUGCGUAUAGAUGGUUCUGGAAGCAGACCCGACUGGUUCCUGGAUAAGAUUGAACUUCAUAACCUGCAGACGGAUGAAGUGGCGUUAUUUAUGUACGAGGAGUGGCUGUCUCGCUCAUACGGGCCCAAGCGGACGCUUCUGUGCGAGAUGCCUGCAGUAAUAGAUGAGGAGGAGAUGGUGGAGCUCACCACAUACACCGUUUCUGUGAAGACCAGCGAUGUAACUGCGGCUGGAACCGAUGCUAAUGUGUGGAUGGUUAUUUUUGGGGAGAACGGCGACACUGGGACGCUGACUCUGAAAGAAAGCAACAACACCAACAAGUUUGAGCGCAAACAGAUGGACACGUUCCGUUUCCCUGACAUCCUCAGCUUGGGCGAGCUCUCGAAAGUGCGCAUUUGGCACGACAACGCAGGCCUGGCUGCAGGUUGGCACCUGGAGUAUGUAGACGUGCAUGAUGACAUCUUGGGGAAGAAGUUUCGUUUCCAGUGUGACCGCUGGCUCGCCAAGAACGAGGAUGAUGGACAGAUAAUGAGAGAGCUGGCAUGUGCCAACAAUGACGCAGUGGAUUUUGAUGAAAAAACCAAAUAUGAAAUCUUGGUCACGACAGCAGAUAUGGACGAUGCUGAAACCAAAGAGAAUGCCUGGAUCGUUCUAGAAGGGAAGAAAGGACGUUCCAAAGAGUUUGUGAUGGAGAACUCGACUAAAAAGAAGCGUUUUUUACGAGGUGCUUCGGACCGCUUUGAGUUCUCCUCCAAGGAGCUGGGAGACAUCGCUAGCAUCUGUCUGGGACACAUCCCUAAAGAUGGCAAGAAAGUCAAAGUGGAAGCCUCCUGGUUUGUGGAGCAGGUCGUUGUCACCGAGAAGGAGCUGGGCAAUAAGUAUAUCUUUCGUUGUGACGCCGCCAUCCCUCUCUCCUCAAAACGGGAUGAGUUCCAGACUUUCGAGUGCAGCAAGUUCAUCGAGAGCUUCACCAGCAAGGCCCAAAGCCUCGUACCUGUAAAAUACGAGCUCAUCGUAAUCACGGGCGACGAGAAAGGCGCAGGCACCGACGCCAACGUCUUCAUCACCAUCUUCGGCUCCAACGGUGACUCCGGCCAGAGGCAGCUUACCAAGAAGUUCCAGAACCUGUUUGAGCGCGGCAAGACCAACCGGUUUAUUCUGGAACUGCUGGACCUGGGUGAUCUGCUCCGCAUGCACGUGGAACACGAUAACUCUGGACUCAGUCCUGGAUGGCUCCUGAGCAGGAUCGAGAUUACAAACACGGCCAAUGCCGUGACCACGGUCUUCAUUUGUGGGAAAUGGCUGGAUAAAAACAAAGCGGACGGCAGGAUAAAGCGCGUGAUCUAUCCAAAGUAUUGACAUUUAUUCAACCAGUCAAUGGUCCGGUCAGUAUUACUAAUGAAUAUUCAUUAUAUGACAUGUUCAUAUCAAUGAUCUUGUUGUAUGUUGUACCAAACCUGUUUGGCUUUCAAAGGUCUCGGUUUGACAAUCAAUGGGAUCCGAUGUUGUUUGGUUCCAAACAUGAUCUUCUUUUCUGUUCAACAAUAGAAAGAAAGCCAUACAGGUUUGGUUGUCCAUUUUAGAGAUGAGGUAACCUCUUUGAUGUUUUCCAGCCACAGCUAUAAGUAAACCAUGACUAAGCUGAUGGUUGAAAGAGAGUCCAGUGUUUCUCCAUCUUCCAGAGUGCCACCUCACCAGCGUGCCUCUAAAAGAGUUUGUAUGAUUUGACAGAUGUGUGAAAGUUGUUUUAUUUGUAUUUUUAAACAUUAUUAUUUCGUACAUAUUGUUACCUCUGUGAGGAGUGCAUGUGUGUGCAACAAGGUUCGUGGAGUAAAACUCAACUCUGAAACCACUGCUUCACGUUUGUCUGUCUUUUAAUAUAUUUAAGUAUUUAAGAAUAAUAGUAUUUAAAAACCUUACCGACUCCAAAUGUUUGAAUGGUAGUGUGUAUAUAUAAAGACACAGCGUUGAUGUAAUAGGGUCCCACAUUCAGGUAGGUCUUCAGCUUUAAGUCAUUGUGUGCUCCAAAGAUCUCUUGAGUGCUUCCACCAGCUCAAACUUACAAUCCUUGGCUUCUUUUCCCGUCCCCACUGAGCGAUCCAUCACCCACUCCACGAAUCCAGGAGUGUCCAUCAUCAGCUGCUGAUGUCAAUUCUG